Molecule: messenger RNA, 3318 nt
Organism: Rattus norvegicus (Norway rat)
Lineage: Eukaryota; Metazoa; Chordata; Mammalia; Rodentia; Muridae
Source: RefSeq, a predicted model, not a curated record
UUCCUGUCUUGCUUUGGGGAUUACAGUUAAGUGAUUGGAUGAAUCUCAGAAGAGACUUUGAACUUUGGACUUUUAAUAUUAUCGAGACUGCUAUAGACUACGAGGACUUUUGAAGUUGAACUAAAUGUAUUUCUUAUUAUGCUAUGGCUAGAUAUGGCCCCCAUAGACUUAUGAGUUCGGACAAGCUUAUUGGGGCCAGGGAGUAGAAUGUAAUGGUUUGUAUAUGCUGGAUCCAGGGAGUGGCACUAUUAGAGGGUAUGGCCUUGUUGGAGUAGGUGUGUCACUGUGUGGGCUUUAAGACACUUGUCCUAGUCCGCCGGGGCAGCCAUCUUCCUGUAACUCGCCAAAAUGACGAACACAAAAGGAAAGAGGAGAGGUACUCAAUAUAUGUUCUCUAGAUCUUUUAGGAAACAUGGAGUCGUUCCUUUGGCCACAUACAUGCGAAUCUAUAAGUAGGAUGAUAUUGUAGACAUCAAGGGAAUGGGCACUGUUCAGAAAGGAAUGCCCCAGAAGUGUUACCACGGCAAAACCGGAAGAGUCUACAAUGUCACCCAGCAUGCCGUGGGCAUCAUUGUAAACAAGCAAGUUAAAGGCAAGAUUCUGGCCAAGAGGAUCAAUGUGCAGAUUGAGCACAUCAAGCACCUGAAGAGCAGAGAUGGCUUCCUGAAGCUGGUGAAGGAGAGCGAUCAGAAGAAAGAGGAAGCCAAAGAGAAGGGUGCCUGGGUUCAGCUGAAGCGCCAGCCUGCGCCACCCAGAGAAGCGCACUUUGUGAGGACUAACGGGAAGGAGCCUGAGCUGCUGGAGCCCAGUCCAUACGGACUCAUGGCCUAAUGGACACAAAGGAAAGAAAGGACCCGGACUGCAAAGUGUUUUCCUAAGGGAAAAAAAAAGACUCUUGUCCUAGCUGCCUGGAAGUCAGUAUUCUGCCAGCAGCCUUCAGAUGAAGACGGCACCUGCCUGGAUGCUGCCAUGUUCCCACCUUGAUGAUAAUGGACUGAACCUCUGAACCUGUAAGCCAGCCCCAAUGAAAUGUUGUCCUUUAGAAGAGUUGCCUUGGUCCUGGUAUCUGUUCUCAGAAGUGAAACCCUAACUGAGACAGAAGUUAGUACCAGGGACUGAGGUAUCACUGUGAUAGGCCUGACCAUGCUUUUGUUUGGAAGAAUGUGGAUUUGGGGACUUUGGAUUUGGAAAGCAGGUAUCUACAAUUUUUUUACAUUGAUUUAUUUUUGUCUGACACACACAUAGAAGUCAGGGGACAACAAGGAGGAGUCAGUUUUCUCAUUUCACCAUGAGAGUUCCGGGGAUUGAACUCAGGCCAUCAAACCUGGCAGCAAGCUCCCUUACCUGAUGAGCAUCUCCCCACCCCUACCAUUUUUAAGCUGCACUGGAGUACUGGUGACUCCAGGAAAACUUUAGGCUGGCUGCUCAUCUUCCUAAGAAAGAAGGAGCAAAUGACCAUGCAUCCUGACCACCACGCUUCUCAAGAGGGCUUACCUCACCAGCCACAAAUGAAUGGAUCUGUGAGCCCCUCAAGGGCUUCAUCUGGGUGAGAGUAUGUGUGUGAGCUUGUGUGUAUGUGGUGCUGUAAAUCCAAUCCAGGGCUUCAUGCACAACACUCAGCCUCUUUGCCACUAAGCCCCAUGCCCAGCACUGGACCUGCAUAAUUUUGGGCCUCAGUAGAUGGUGGACACCUGGGAGUGGAUAGCAACAGCCACUUUCCUGCCAUACAGACCAGCAAACAGGGUCUUUCCUCGAAGAGAAAUGAAUGCAAGCAUCAGGGUGAGCGCUUGUGGGAAGAGAAGGCUCCAACCUGAGAAUGCCAAGCCAGCUCCCUGGAACUUUCCGGGGGCUGGAUCCAGGGCUUCCAUGAUGUGCCUGACAGUUUCUUCUCUAAUCCCUAAAGGAACCCAAGGUGAAAUUCUGUCUGAAUAGCCACUGGACUAGAGCAUGUAAAAUGCUCAUGAAACAUUAGUUGGGCAAUGAUGGGGAAACUGCACAAGGUCAGUUUGAUUUUCAGGUACUCGGGUGAAGCAUUUACGUUAUAAAUGUCACUCCACGCGGUACUGAAUGGAUAGAUGCACCGUGCUGGCCGUCAAAACAAUGUCACUCUUUCCAUGAAGGUUGGCAUUUCAAAUCAGUGAGGAAAGAAUCUAUUAAUCAAUAACAUUGAUUGCAUACCUACUGGGUCCCAUGCAGGCAAUGGCCUGGGAAAAUACAGAACAGCAAAGUCUGCCCUGAAGGAGGAGCCUAUGAAGCGAACCAAAUGGAGAAAUGUGAAAUAACCCUCCUGCUGCACGUCCUGCUGUAGCAGGAAACCCACUGACUAUUUACAGAGAUGUAUACAAUGCGAGGAAUAAAGAUAAAUUUAAAAACUAAAUCCAGAGCUGGAGACGUGGCUUAGUGGUAGAGCAUUUGCACAGCUUGUGUUAGGCCCUAAGUUCCACUUCCAGCACCACAAGAAAGGCUGGGGGGGGGGGGGGUGUGACUAAAUCCAACAGAAUGCUUUCCUAGACUUAAGUUUGCAGAAUAAAGGAUAGUUUAUAGACCUGUUGGGAAGAGACUUCAAUAAUUUUUUUACUGAGUGUUUUUCCAUAGAAGUAUGUAGUCUGCCCAUUCCUGAAGAUUCUCUAGUCUCGUGUUCUGUUAAAACUGGUUCGUUUCCGAGCACACAGGGAAGUGUGUCCGUGAGCUAAAUCCAUCCUGUUACCUGGAAGUAGGCUGGCCCCUCCAUCCUGGGACUUCUCCCUUCCAAGAUAAAACCCUCCUGAGUCUGCCACGAGAAGGAACGCUCAGAGAAAAGGGAGGAAGGUAACAGAGAAAAUCUGUGGGGAAGCUCAAAGUCUGUAAAACCUUCCCCAGUGCCUCCCUCAACUUUGACUGCCACGAACUCGAGAGACCAGAAGAGACAAGGCUGAGAAACCAGAACCAAACCCUACAUAGCAUAUGAGACACUGGGUUCGAUCCCUUGGCCCACAAGAAAGGGGAAAGUGGGGGACAAAGUCCAGCGGAACAUUUUCCUAGGUGUAAGUUUGUAGAAUUCUGAAAAGACAGAUAGAAGAAAGGCUAGACUUAGCUCACCAACCAGUCAUUUUCUUACCUAACACCUCAAAGGCAUUUUUCAAUUAGCACUCACACCUGCAAUUUGGGGAUUAGUCAGAAUGUAGAUUAUAGAUAUUAAAUUAAGAAAUUCUAUGAACUAUUUAGGAUGCCAAGAAACACAGCAGCAACGAGAAUGGAAUCCAAAAACACUCUGAAAUUCCUGCUGGCAUAUAUGCAAAUUCUCCAGAGUCCUUUUGUGCUGGGAGGUGAUAAUGUAGC